Molecule: messenger RNA, 612 nt
Organism: Penicillium malachiteum
Lineage: Eukaryota; Fungi; Ascomycota; Eurotiomycetes; Eurotiales; Aspergillaceae
Exons: 1
Coding region: 1-612 (203 amino acids)
Source: RefSeq, a predicted model, not a curated record
AUGUUCCACGACCUCAAAUGUCUGUCACUCGAUAUGACGCCAAGCUCCGAGGUCAUGCCCAAAUCUGAGUGGUUACAAAGGCUGAAUGCACUGGGGCUAAGCAUGCAUCGCAUGAUGGCGGGCGGAUUCUUCCAAACCGGGAUAGACAACAUUCCAUUGAGAGCCUACACGAUCGUGGGAUAUAUUUUCCUUUGCCUCUUUCUACGAGAGUUGCCGCUCAGUAGCCGGAUAUUUGACUACUUAUUGGAAUGUCUGUCACAGGCUCUAAAUGAAAAAAAUAUGAGGAGAGACGCCAGAUGGUAUCCAGAUCGCUUCUUGCUCUGGUUAUUGUUCGUUGGUGGUGCUUCUGCUGCGGGCCGUACGCAGCGCGGGUGGUUCGGAGCACAGAUUCCCGCUGUCCAGGCUCGAUUGAAUAUAAAGUCGUGUGAUGAAGCCCUUUCAUUGUUGUCUAUUUUUACCUUCGUUGCUGCUUGUUAUACACCAUUCCAGGAGUUAUGGGAAGAAACAGAAUCCGUCCUGAAGACGGCUGAGGAUGUGGAGCGGCAACUUGAAGCACUCCAAUAUAGUGGGCGCCACAUAGCUGACCACAAAAUUCGAACAUUUUUCAGUUAA